This is a messenger RNA of Aspergillus puulaauensis, 2586 nucleotides long. RefSeq lists its product as uncharacterized. The record is from RefSeq and is a predicted model, not a curated record. The coding region runs from base 1 to 2586 and encodes 861 amino acids. NCBI's taxonomy places the organism in Eukaryota, Fungi, Ascomycota, Eurotiomycetes, Eurotiales, Aspergillaceae. The transcript is spliced from 3 exons.
AUGAUAGAAUAUGAAGGCGCCUUUUCCUUCAAAAUCGGUGAAAAUGUCACCCAGGCCACAAAUAUCGACUGGGAAGACUGCCCAGAAACGUCUUCGUCAGGUAAACCAUUUUCGCCGCGCCGAAUCAUUCAGAAAAUACACCACUCCCAUAUUCGGGGCCUAUUUUGCAAAGGAAAAGAGCGGUUGAACAAGGUUCAAGACAGGUGCAGAAUCGAGAAUAUUCCCCUGCCCCUCGUCAAACAGGAUCUUCAAGCAGGGCAAGAGUGGAUUAAAGGCCCCAUGCUCUGUGCUCUGGCAACGGGAGCAAUUGGUGUUUUGAAUGUGAUCCUCACAGUAACUGCGGCCGGCAUCGCGUACUCGAAGAAGGCAGGCGAUACCCACGCUACAUAUGCAGAGGUUUACCAGGGUGACUGUUCAGUUACCAGUGGUUGGGCAACCGGAAUGCACCUCGUUAUCAACGUGCUCAGCACUAUCCUGCUGGCCGCUAGCAACUAUGUCAUGCAAAGCCUGAGCGCACCGUCGCGAGCGGAUGUCGACAAGGCCCAUUCAAAAGGGGACUGGUUGGACAUUGGAAUCUUUAGCAUUCGGAAUCUCUGGCUCAUGGAUGCCAAGCGCAAGAUCCUCUGGGUUCUACUUUUUAUCAGUUCAUUCCCCAUUCAUAUGGUGUAUAACACGACCAUCUUUUCGUCAAUAAGCACUGUAGAGUAUGGAGUUGUUGUGAUACCAAGCAAUCUUGGGAGAAAUGAAUCACUCGUCAAGGAUAAAUACGAAGCGGAGGCGUUCUACCAGUUGGUUGGUUAUACUCCGGAGGAUAUACUCGCUCGAAGAUUCGACGGCACGUUCCGCGAUUUGAGUAUUCCGGAUUGCUUCAAAACUUACAAUCAGGAAUUUAACACCAAGGGAGGCACGGUUCUACUUGUCACGGACAGGGAGAACCUCGGGGGAUCUUCUAGCGCUGCCUCUUCCCAGCAGUUGAUGGGAUAUGAGAAGGGAUGGUUGGGUUACCAAGCAGAUUCAAUAGCCCAGUCAGAUGUGGAAAGCUUCAGGCUUGAGUCUCAACACUGGAACUAUCCAGAAUGGUCGUUCAAGAGCGAGAGGAGCAACGAUUGGGGUGGCUUGACGUAUUUAUGUAGCCAGCGACAAGGACCGGACUACGCAGCCUGUUACGACGUAUCGGAAGACACACGCACACUUCAAGCUUUCAUUUGGAAUACAAAUCCGAGUGAAGCGCAAGUGGGCGACUUUCUCAACACGGCGUCGAAUUGGCGGAACAGUUCGUGGGCAGCCGGGAUUUCGUUUCGCAUCGACACCCCUUCGGAAGCCGACAAGGGAUAUUCUCUACUGGCAGGAUGCUCCUGUGAUGACCGGGAUUAUGGUGAUGUUCCUAACAAUAUCACGAUAUCAGGCUGCAUGGCCAGCGACGCUAAGCAACACUGUCAGUUGUAUUUUAGCUUGCCGAUAUGCAUUGCGGUGAUUGCAUGCAAUAUCAUCAAAGUCCUUUGCAUGUAUAUGACGGCGAAAACAGGCCGCAAAGAGAUUUUUCUGACAAUCGGUGAUGCGCUGUCUUCACUUCUGGACAACCCUGAUGCAUCAACACGAGGCGACUGCUUUCUGUCUGGGAAAGACACGACACUUGGACUGCGACAGUGGACUAGACGUACUCUAGGGAUGCCAUUCAAGAGUGCUCCGGCCAGUAUGUCGACAACCCGGGAGGCAUGUCCUCUACUGCUUCCAAAACGGAAGAGAUGGGUUCAGGCCGCGAGCUGGAGACGCUGGGCCUUUACUUAUAUCGUGUUUCUUGCCUGUCUGGCCGUCUCCGGAUAUCUGUAUUAUCUCGCAACACGCUAUCUUACGCGCGGCUUUUCGGAGGUCAGUAACCUGGGCAUGGGAAAGGCAAGCGGGUCAACAAUCCUCGAGCUCAGCGUGGGACAGCACCUCAUUGCUCUAGCACUCCUGGCCAACACACCGCAGCUUGUAUUCUCAGCCCUAUACCUCUUAUGCAAUGGGGUAUUUACGUGCAUGGCGGCCAUAGCCGAGUAUAACAAUUUUGCUCUUCAGCGAAAGCCCCUUCGGGUCUCCUGGCCAAAAGGCGAGCAGCGGUCAACCCACUACCUCAGUCUGCCAUACCGAUACAGUGUGCCGCUCAUCACAGUCUCAGUUGCUAUGCACUGGCUUCUCUCUCAAGCUAUAUUUCUGGUGAAGAUAAAUACCUUCGGUAAACGCAGCGAAAGUCUUGAACAAAGCGAUUAUUCAUUGAAUGGAUCUACUCAGGCAUGCGGAUACUCCCCUCUGGCGAUCUUCAUAACCAUCAUCGUGGGAGUAGCUGCUAUCGCAACCCUUUUCGGCUUCAGUCUUAGACCUCUACGCUCGAAUAUGCCAUUGGCUUCCUCCUCCAGCUCUGCAAUCAGUGCAGCUUGUCAUCCGCCGCCGGGGGAUGAGGACGCGUCGAUGAAGCCAGUGAUGUGGGGAGAAGUGCGUCAGGAUUCGAACGAUGCUGCAUUUUCGUAUCAGUCUACUAUUGAAGAUAGUGCGGGAGACUGGAGACACUGCACGUUUACUUCGAAGGAAGUCACUACACCUGGAUAA